AUGUUACCACCUGACAUUAAUUGUGCUAAAGACACAAGAGACUUGUUAAUAGAUUGUUGCGUAGCAAACGACAUCUGUGAAAAAGACGCUAAAAAAACCAUUGCCGCGGAGCACGUUAUUAAUGCUCUUGAGGAGUUAGGUUUCGAUAGUUAUCUGUCCGAAGUAAAAGAAGUAUUCCAAGAACAUAAAAAAUUGCAAAAGGAUCGUGACAAGAAAAGUUCCAGAUUGGAAAAUUCCGGAAUGUCAGAGGAAGAAUUAUUAAGGCAACAAGAACUCUUAUUUGAGCAAUCACGUCUCAAAUAUCAAGCACAACAACAAUCUUAG
This is a messenger RNA of Diversispora eburnea, 324 nucleotides long. The record is from the annotation of a GenBank genome assembly. Lineage: Eukaryota; Fungi; Glomeromycota; Glomeromycetes; Diversisporales; Diversisporaceae.